AUGGCCGGACACGGUGGCCGCGACAGUGGGCCCAGGCACCACAAGGACUGUGGGCACGGCGCGGGAUGGGCAGCAUUGGGGGCUGUUGUCCACGGGGGCGCUGUGACCCGACGGCCCCCACGGCCCCCAACAGCACCGUGCGGCUACCACUGCGUUUCUGUUGCGUCUGGAGGGACCAGGGGAGCCCCCACGGUGGUGCUGCUCUGCUUUGAGGGGGAGCGACAGGGCGGAGUGCGGGCAGAUGUUCGGAGCCCCUGGCUGCUGCUAGACUGCAAGGCUCCAGGGAGACCCGGGGAGCUGGGCCUGGAGGGGGCAGGGGCCCUGGGCGCAGGCGGGACACAGGCAGCUGGGUCCCUGCGCCACACCUGUCAGGUGUCAGCACAGCUUCUCGUCCCCUCUCGUGCCCGCAUUGGCAGCAGAUGGGAGCAGGGCCUGGCCCCUGCUGCUGUGCUGAGGCGGAUGGUGGCCAAGCGCCUCCACCGUGGUGGGCAGCUGGGCGGGGCCGGGGCAGCCCAUCCGGAGAGGAAUGUGGGACCCAGAGGCUACCCAGCGGCCGCUCUGCCCAUCAGUGGCACGCUCGUGGCCAGGCCCUCUUCCCGCUGCGGGGGUUACCUGGUGGCUUGGCCAGGCUUGGAAAGCGACCGUGGAGGAGCUAGGCCAGCCCUGAGCCCCGCAGGCCAGACCGGGGUCUCCUGGGCCAAGUCCCAGCUGGGGGGCUCUCCGGCCACCUGCCAGUUGGAGGAAGAAGCUUUAGCAGUGGUACAAGAUGUCCUGGGACCUGGGAAGGGGAGGAGCCUGGCUCACUCGGGGGACAGGAGACUCCGUACAGGGAUGAGGCUGCAGGUGGCAGGGGACUCAGAAGCUGCCAUCGGCCUGCAGGCCAUCAGCCUCGGACCCCCCAAAGGAGAAGAGUCGAAGCAUGCCCUUCCCGACUCAGCGGUGCGCCCCCGUUGCCCUGACCCUGGCCUGGGCCGGAGGGCAGCCGCGGUCCCAGUGGAGGGCUUUGUCCCAGACAGACCCACCCCACCCCAGAGGGACUGUGGGCCCGCACCAGCCAUGCUGGCCACUGAGUCCUUGCACGAAGGCAGAGCAGAGGCCAGGGUCACCUCGUCUCUGAGCACCUGCUCCGUCCUUCACAUUGGGCCCCUCGUCCCCCGUCCCCUGGAGGACCACCUGCAACACCCUCUGUUUGGCCGCAACGUGCCUCUGUCCAGCGGCUCCGGCUUCAUCAUGUCCGAGGCCGGCCUGAUUGUCACCAACGCCCACGUGGCGUCCAGCAGCAACACUGUCUCCGGCCGACAGCAGCUCAAGGUUCAGCUGCAGAGCGGGGACACCUACGAGGCCACCAUCAAGGACAUCGACAAGAAGUCGGACAUCGCCACCAUCAAGAUCCAGCCCAAGGGAAAGCUGCCCGUCCUGCAGCUGGGCCACUCGGCCGACCUGCGGCCGGGGGAGUUCGUGGUGGCCAUUGGCAGCCCCUUCGCCCUGCAGAACACGGUCACCACCGGCAUUGUCAGCACGGCCCAGCGCGACGGCAGGGAGCUGGGCCUGCGGGACUCAGACAUGGACUACAUCCAGACAGACGCCAUCAUCAACGGGCUGGGGGUGGAGGCGCCCGUCUGUGAGUUGUGCGGCUGGUGUCCCACCGUGGGCCGGGGUGAGGUCAGCGCUCACAGGGCCGCCGCGGGGAGGGACUGGAAGAAGCGCUUCAUCGGCAUCAGAAUGAGGACCAUCACGCCCAGCUUGGUGGAAGAGCUGAAGGCCGGCAACCCAGACUUCCCUGAGGUCAGCAGUGGGAUUUACGUCCAGGAGGUCGUCCCGAACUCACCUUCCCACAGAGGUGGCAUCCAAGAUGGCGACCUGAUUGUCAAGGUCAACGGGCGCCCCCUGGCGGACUCCAGCGAGCUGCAGGAGGCGGUGCUGACGGAGUCCCCGCUGCUCCUGGAAGUGCGCAGGGGCAAUGACGACCUGCUCUUCAGCAUCGCGCCCGAGGUGGUCCUGUGA
This is a messenger RNA of Orycteropus afer afer, 2004 nucleotides long. The record is from RefSeq and is a predicted model, not a curated record. NCBI's taxonomy places the organism in Eukaryota, Metazoa, Chordata, Mammalia, Tubulidentata, Orycteropodidae.